Molecule: messenger RNA, 216 nt
Organism: Anisakis simplex (herring worm)
Lineage: Eukaryota; Metazoa; Nematoda; Chromadorea; Rhabditida; Anisakidae
Source: the annotation of a GenBank genome assembly
AUGCAAGUUCAGAUGCCCCGUGAACUCGAAGAAUUCAUACCUGAAGUGGACGAAUUUUAUAAGAAACAACACUCCGGGAGAAAAUUACAGUGGCUGCAUCAUUGGUCACAUGGAACUGUUAAAAAUAUAGAGAGUGAGAGUUGGUUAGUGGCGGAAACGUGUGCAGCCCGGUUAGCUCAGUCGGUAGAGCACCAGACUCUUAAUCUGGCUGUCGCG